Messenger RNA from Telopea speciosissima, 1572 nucleotides. Its product is annotated as probable E3 ubiquitin-protein ligase LOG2. Gene Ontology annotation, biological process: protein ubiquitination. The transcript is spliced from 3 exons. Gene Ontology annotation, molecular function: ubiquitin protein ligase activity. Bases 258 to 1364 code for a protein of 368 amino acids. The record is from RefSeq and is a predicted model, not a curated record. Lineage: Eukaryota; Viridiplantae; Streptophyta; Magnoliopsida; Proteales; Proteaceae.
CGUCUCUCUUUCCUCUUUCACUGGUUCUGGGUGGAUUCGGUGAAAGCUUUACGUGAUCCCACUAUGCCAGACCUUCGUAAUGGAUUCCCUUUCUCUCUCGUGAUAAGCUCUUCGCGUCAGUCUUGUUUUCUAUCUGCUUCACCUUCAUGUGUGAUUGGUUUCGAUUUCUUUUUCAGAGCCACAUAAAAAGAGUUCAAUCUCUCCCAAGUUUCGGAUUUGAAGUAUUUUGCUAAAGGAGGAAGAGUAGAAAGAUCAAAAUGGGGAAUAGAGGAAGCAGCAGCAACGGAGGUAACAGUAGCAGGCGGAGACAUGGAAAUCAUCAUCAUAAUCAUCAAAACGGCCACCCACCAACGCCGCCUCCGCAACCUCCUCAACCUGAAACCAACGGAAAUCGCUACGUCUUCGCUGCUGCUACCCCAUAUCCUCCUCAAUACCCUAACCCUAACCCACCUCAGUACUACCAGUACUCUGGUUAUUACCCACCACCACCGCCUCAAGUCCCGCUGCCAGCCCCUUUCGAUCACGUCCUCCGCCAUGCUGCUGCCGAUCCUGCGGUCCAGGUGAACUGGGUUGGGGGUGGCCGCUACCCUUGUGGUCCUGUUCCCCUUCCGCAACCUUACGUCGAGCACCAGAAGGCCGUUACCAUACGUAACGACGUUAAUCUUAAAAAGGAGUCUUUGAGGGUCGAGCCUGACGAGGAGAACCCCGGCCAGUUCCUAGUCGCCUUCACCUUUGAUGCCACUGUUGCUGGAAGCAUCACUGUCAUCUUCUUUGCAAAGGAAGGUACAGACUGUAACCUUACACCACUGAAGGAAAACCUACAACCAGUCACAAUAUCCUUCCAAAAAGGUCUGGGUCAGAAGUUCAGGCAGCCAUCAGGAACUGGAAUUGACUUCUCAAUGUUUGAGGAGACUGAAUUAACAAAAGAGGGUGAUGUGGAAGUUUAUCCCCUUGCUGUGAAGGCGGAGGCAAUGCAUCAUGAUGACCAUAAUGAAUCCGAGGCAGAAAACCAAAAGCCAGAAAAUUCACAGAUCACCCAAGCCAUCUUUGAGAAGGAGAAGGGUGAGCUCCAUGUGAGGGUGGUGAAGCAAAUUCUGUGGGUGAAUGCAAUGAGGUACGAGCUACAAGAAAUUUAUGGGAUAGGAAAUUCAGUUGAAAGUGACUUCGAUGGGAAUGACCCUGGGAAGGAAUGUGUCAUCUGCCUGUCGGAACCUCGGGACACAACUGUUCUACCUUGCAGACAUAUGUGUAUGUGCAGUGGCUGUGCCAAGGUUUUGAGGUACCAAACAGACCGAUGCCCAAUCUGCCGGCAACCGGUUGCACGGCUUCUGGAGAUAAAGGUCAAUAGCAAAGCUGAUGACUGAAAAGAGCAGAAGUUAAACAAUGUUGUAAAGCUCUUUAUGUUAGUGACACCUUCCAUACAACUCCCCUUUUACAUACCCCACCGGGCUUGCAAAAUAAUGAGACUGAAAUCAUGAUAUGGUAUGCAGUUUUUGGGCUCUACCUUGGAAGUAAAUGUUCUUCUUCCUCAUGCGGGUAUGUUCUUUCCUGAAAGACUAUUAUAUUUUGUCU